GCAGGGUGGGGGUUGCGGGGGUGGGGGGUUAAAGGUACACUGUCUAAAUGAAUUUAAUAGAAAUGUCAAAGAUUCUUUUCUUUCUUUUUGCUGUAAAUAGGUCAUUCCAAAUAUUCAAUUUAACUGCUACCUUCUGCAAGAUAAAAUCUAAUUUUAUUAAUUGGUAAAUACAGAAACUGUCACCACCUUUGAAAAUAUACAAUAGAAUUCUGUCAAAAUAAAGUAAUUUAAAAUGGUUUUUUAGCAUCAUUUUUCCGCUGCGAAUAUAAAACAAAAUGAUAAUGAUUCAAUACCCACACACUUUCAUAGUUUCACCACUAGAUGGCACAGUUGGGAAAACAAAAAAAAUACCAAGAUAAAAAAUGAGGAAUGAGGCAAUCCACUAUAAGGAAAUGUAUUUCAAAAACUAAUACCCAAAGUUCCACUACUAGUAAUUGUACUAAUUACAACCUUUGUAAAUCAGAAAAAUGACAAGAUUAUACGGUCUCUUGGUUACACAGAUCGAGAGAUCAUUCAUACUCUAAAAAGUUAACAUUAUUGAAUUAUGUUUUAAAAAUAAGUUGUAGUUAACGCUAGAUAACCCUCAUCUACCACAAAAGUUUGUACCUGCAUUAAGUAGGCUAAAGAUUAUUUAAGCGGCACAGUACUGUAUGAGUCCCUGUAGAUAAGCGUAUCCAAUGAAGUGUCUGUAACAAGGAAUACUUCACAGAAAGUGUAUGAUUUGGUGUCCUUCGUGACAACGGGAAUCGUACCAGUAACACCAGAUUGGCAUCGGUCAAUGAGGCUUGCCUAACCUCCCAUGGCGAACCUGGUCCCAAUUCUCACACACCACGUAAAAUUGUCUCACGAGUAUUUUCAUGUGUGAAUCUCAGAAAUUGCACCGCAUAACCAAUGUGUUUAAUUUUGGCCAGCUGUAACACUAUUCAGCCUGUCCUGCAAUUACGCUUACAACAGAUGACCUGUGUUUUUUAUUUUUAUUUUUUUAAAGAAGAGGUCAGAUAGUCGUAUUGACUAUUGUGUAAAUAGGGGCCCAUGUAUUUGUCACAGGUGGUUUCACUCGCUUAUUGACACAAUUGGCACAAGCUAUAAAACUAAUACUGAUCUGUAUAUAUAAGUCGGUGUAUGCCUUAUGAAUGUCAGGUGUAGGCCGCAUAUUUUAAUCGGGCGCGGUAGCUACUUUUAGGUUGCACAGGAUUAAAUGCUGGCUAUGCAACUGUAUCCCACAUUCUUCUUUAUUACACCUCAACGGCUAUGUAUGUGCUAUAUUUCUGACGCGUCAUUCCAGUACUUCAGAUCACUACAGUUAGUGUUCACCUAGGACCUGAAAGAUUCGGCUUUAUUGCAUAGUAGCCGAGACAUUCGAUAUGUUAUAUUGUAUAUACACCGAUUAUUGAAAUUUGAGUUAAUAUAGUCGUCUCCUCCUUGUUUAAAUGUCUAUUGUCUUUAUAACGUAUUUCCUUUAUAACGUAUUUCACAAUUUAGUCCUGUAGUAGUUCAAUCAUCUACUUAAAAAUAAUAGUAUAAUAUACACAAAUUUCAAAAUUUGCCAUACUCUACUAAAAUGUUAGGAGUUGGCAAAAACUAUUAUCCUUCAGCUGAACUAUGAACGUAUUAAUUGCCAAUUUCAGAUGAACUUUUUUCUGAAGGCUUCUUAAGGUUUGUUUUAAGGCUUAUGACUUUCAUCAAUUCUCAGAACAUACAAGUAUUAAACUUACCGUUAUUGUAUAUGCUCACAAGUAACAUUUGGGUUAAUUACUCUCAGAUGACAAUAGAACACUCACGUUGUUCCUUAAACAGAGCUAUUAAAAUCCUAUCGUAUAGACCCUUUUAAAGAUGCGACUUUGUGGUCGAGCGAGUUAUCUGAAGUUUUAGCCUGCACUGGCACAGCAUACGAUGGCUGUAGCAGAGAUGGGAGGGGAACGCAGCAGUGGAGAGGUACUGGUGUAAUGAGGAAAAACCCUCAAACUACUUCUAGGUGGGGACGCGGGCAGUCAUCGCUCUGGUGGACUAAUGGGUUAAUUGAUAGGUGGUCAAUAAAUAGCUUUAUGAGGACCAGGAAGUUAAUCGCAUCGUUCAGAGUGAAAAAUUUUUUUUUCAUGAACUUCAUCUUUUCGCUAAACAACAUUCCUCACCAUUGCGUUAAUACGGCGAUGAAUCUCAAUAACUAUUUCUGAACAAAUUUGGGGAACUUGGAUCGUUCACAGAUGUUGGGUUGUAAAAUGGACGACAGUAUGCCAACAUCAAUUAUCGAUUUGACACAGAAAGCGGUGUGCGAGGGAUGUCACCGUCUCAUCCGUGAUAAGUACCUGCUCCGCGUCAAUGACGGCUUCUGGCACGAGCGAUGUGUCCAUUGUGCGGCUUGCAGAGAACCGCUCCAAAACACUUGCUUUCUGAAAGAGAAGAAACUUUACUGCAAACGCGACUAUGCGAACCUGAUCGCGCCGCGGUGUAACGGGUGCGCUGAGGUCAUCGCGCCGGCGGAGCUGGUGAUGCGCGCCCGCGAGGCGGUGUACCACCUGCGCUGCUUCUGCUGCUGCGUGUGCGCGUGCCGGCUGCAGAAAGGCGACCGCUGCGUGCUGAGGGAGGGGCAGCUGCUCUGCGCCCGUGACUGCCAGGGACUGGACAGCCCCGCCACCUCCGACUCAGGUAAAAGUGAUGAAGAGGAGGAUGGGCAUGAGAAGACGGGCAGCGGGGGUAAUGGGGCGGAGGACGCAGACCAUAAGCGCCCCAAACGCCCUCGCACCAUCCUGACCACCCAGCAGAGACGUGCCUUCAAAGCCUCUUUUGAGGUCUCCUCCAAGCCCUGUCGAAAGGUAAGGGAGACUUUGGCAGCAGAGACUGGUUUAAGUGUACGAGUGGUGCAGGUUUGGUUCCAGAAUCAAAGAGCUAAGAUGAAGAAACUGGCUAGGCGACAGCAGCAGCAGCAGCAGCAACAGCAACCACAGGAUCAACACAACCCCCAGAAUCCUCAAUCAGCGUCCUCAUGUGGUGGCCUAAACGCUGAGCUGGACGGUCUGAGCUCGUACCCAGGGCUGCUGCAGCCACAGCAGCAGAUCAUCGCCCUGGAACAGCAGGUCUAUAAGAUGGACCCCUUUCGACAGGGCCUGACCCCACCUCAGAUGCCUGGGGACCACAUGCAUCCAUACGGCAGUGAAGCCCUUUACAGCGAGAUGGACGGGAACUCUAUCUGCCAUCUUGGAGACUGCCUGUCAUCCACAGACGCCUCUCUUCUCAACCCCAUUGACCGUCUCUACUCAAUGCAAGACUCUUACUUCACCUCCUGAGUCAGUGACAUAGCAAGGACAGAACGUAGCUCACCUUCCUCAGGCUUCUCAGCACAUAGAACUGUGCUGAGAAGCCACUUCCAGUCUGUAGCACCCAUAUCCAUGUAUGCACAUACACACGUUCACAAAUUCAAACAUGCACACUCACUCACUAUUUCCACAGCUGCCAUGCGCAGGCAGGCGGGCUCACACACACACACACACACACACACACACACACACACACACACUCACUGUUUCCAUCGCUGCCAUGUGCAGGCAGGCAUGCAGACACACACACACAAACAAAAAACACACACACUAACUCCCUCACUGUUUCCACUGCUCUUUUAAAAAAGCAAGACGAAAGCACCUGUGCUGCUAAAAGUCUGACUUAUUAGUGGUGAAAAAAAUCAGGCUGAAGAAAACAUAAGGUGGUGCUAUCAAUGUGAACAUACAAGGAUUCUUCCUCAUUUUUCAAUACUUAAAAAAAUGAAGGGGAAUACAGUACAUAAACACUGCACUGACUAAAAUGCUGUAGUGACGCUAUACUUAAAAGAAUAGCAGCUGCAUAACGUUUGUAUUGUCCUCAUGAAAAACAGUAUGAACUUGGCCUUCUUUCACAUUCCAUUUCAGUAAUAAACUGUGAUUCAAAAGGGCCGGGGUUACCUGAGCCUUAGAAUAUGUCCGUCAAUUCACCUGUUCUCCCUUCGACCUCCGUGCAGUGAGCAUUGCAUGCACGGAACACAACAGAAAAUGUAACAUGGUGUAAAUACGUUCUCUGUGUAUUUAUUAACUUUGUUGUGGGACUUUGGCAGGAAGCAUUAAAUCCUUAAAAAAAAUAAAAUAAAUAAAUGACUGACAGAAUGGAGAAAAUGAAUGACAGUAUUCUUUUGAACCUGCUGCUGGG
Anguilla anguilla (European eel) is the source of this 4173-nucleotide messenger RNA. RefSeq names its product LIM homeobox transcription factor 1, alpha (gene lmx1a). The transcript is spliced from 9 exons. NCBI's taxonomy places the organism in Eukaryota, Metazoa, Chordata, Actinopteri, Anguilliformes, Anguillidae. Gene Ontology annotation, cellular component: nucleus. Gene Ontology annotation, biological process: regulation of transcription by RNA polymerase II; neuron differentiation. The coding region runs from base 2205 to 3284 and encodes 359 amino acids. Gene Ontology annotation, molecular function: DNA-binding transcription factor activity, RNA polymerase II-specific; RNA polymerase II transcription regulatory region sequence-specific DNA binding. The record is from RefSeq and is a predicted model, not a curated record.